Gigantopelta aegis is the source of this 672-nucleotide messenger RNA. RefSeq lists its product as uncharacterized. The transcript has a single exon. NCBI's taxonomy places the organism in Eukaryota, Metazoa, Mollusca, Gastropoda, Neomphalida, Peltospiridae. Bases 1 to 672 code for a protein of 223 amino acids. The record is from RefSeq and is a predicted model, not a curated record.
AUGGCGCAAAGACCACAGAUAGAAGACUACUAUCUUGGGGCCCAGGAGAACUUUAGAGAUUAUGGGCUUUCGUGUGACAGCCAUAAGAAAGAAGAAUUUUCUGUACCCGAGAACGAAUGCGAAAUAAGGCUGAAAUCUACGAAGGAUGUCAAAAUAACCACGCAGUUACUCGAUUGCCGUGACGAAUCGAAAAACCUUGCCGAUUAUGUUUUCACGCAGAGGAAGGGUGACACCAUCUUCUUCAUCAUCAACUUCCCCGAAUCUGGCUACUACAAGUUUCAGAUAUUUGCUCUUCUCGCAUCCGACGAAAGUAAGUCCCUGCCUAACGUUUACAAUUAUUUGAUCAAAGUGGAUCGAGCGCUAAAAGCUGUACACGCCUUCCCCAAGCAGUAUGCUCAGUGGAAAGACGGCUGCUACCUGUACGAACCGAUCGUCCUCAACUCUUCAUCUCGCCUCCACAAGGUCAACUUCAAGGUCCACAUCCCCAAAGCGAAAGCGGCGGCGAUCGUUGUCGACGGAAAGGACUGGCACCAUUUGGAAUUAAAGGGAGAGAAUUUCGAGGGCUCGGUUGCGCUGGAUCAUUGCCGAAACAAGGGUGUCAAGGUCACGUUAAAUGCUAAUUAUGGAGGGGAGAGCACCACGUAUCCCACGCUCCUGGAGUACAAGAUUUAA